Molecule: messenger RNA, 2275 nt
Organism: Thalassophryne amazonica
Lineage: Eukaryota; Metazoa; Chordata; Actinopteri; Batrachoidiformes; Batrachoididae
Gene: kcng4a
Product: potassium voltage-gated channel, subfamily G, member 4a
Biological process (GO): protein homooligomerization; potassium ion transmembrane transport
Cellular component (GO): voltage-gated potassium channel complex; membrane
Molecular function (GO): protein binding; delayed rectifier potassium channel activity
Source: RefSeq, a predicted model, not a curated record
UGCUGCCAUGCCCUCAUCAGCAACGCCAACCAUGACUUCAGCAAUCUGUCCGUCAGCGAUGACAGCAGCUUUGACCGCAUCUUUACCGAGAUCCCUGAAACUGAGACCAUCAAGGGUGUGUACUACCAGAGGGCUCAGUUCAUUCGUCGGCCAGAGGAGCUGGUAUCCAUCGACCACGGCUUGCUGGCAGUCAUAAAUGUAGGGGGAAACCGCUACACCUUUCCCUGGAGCACCCUGGAGCAAUUCCCUCUCACACGACUUGGCCGCCUCUGCGGCUGCCGUUCACCUGAGGACAUCGCCAAAGUCUGUGACGACUACGACGAAGCACGCAAGGAGUUCUUCUUUGACCGCUCGCCAUCUGCCUUCAGGGUUAUCCUCAACUUUUUGGCUGCAGGGAAACUCCGUCUGCUGCGGGAGAUGUGCAUCCUCUCCCUGCACGACGAGCUGACCUACUGGGGUGUGGAGAUGGCCUACAUGGAACGCUGCUGCAAGAGGAAGAUGUACACGCGCAUGGAGGAAGUGCAGAACAGGAGCGGCCGCGAGGAGGAGCGUAGGCAGAGAAACGCCAUGCAGCGUGUGAUUGUGGAGGAGACGAGGUACCGCACAAGUGAUGAAGGCCUGAGAGAUAUGGUGGAGAAUCCUCAAUCUGGUUUGCCGGGCAAGAUCUUCGCCUGCAUGUCAGUGAUCAUGGUUGCCGUCACUGUUGUCAGCUUGUGCAUCAGCACCAUGCCAGACCUCAGAGAGGAAGAAGACAGGGGUGAAUGCUCCUCCAAAUGCUACCACAUGUUCAUCAUUGAGACGGUGUGUGUCGCCUGGUUCUCUCUGGAGUUUGUGCUGAGGUUCAUUCAAGCUCGCAGCAAGCUGGACUUCCUCCGUGGCCCACUGAACAUCAUUGAUGCGAUGGCCAUCCUGCCCUACUAUGUCUCCCUGGUGGUGACAGAGGAGGAUCAGGCUCUAGACCACGAGAGGCCUGGAGGAGGUAAGGGGUACUUGGACAAGCUGGGCCUGGUGCUGAGGAUCCUGCGGGCUCUGAGGAUUCUCUAUGUGAUGAGACUGGCACGCCACUCUCUUGGCCUGCAGACGCUGGGGCUAACGGUCAGACGCAGCACCCGCGAGUUUGGCCUCCUCCUGCUUUUCCUUUGCGUGGCUGUCACCCUCUUCUCUCCACUGGUCCACCUGGCUGAGAGUGAGCUCACAGGUGCCCAUGACUUCAGCAGCAUCCCUGCAUCCUACUGGUGGGCUAUUAUCUCCAUGACGACAGUAGGCUACGGCGACAUGGUGCCUCGAUCCAUUCCAGGGCAGGUUGUAGCUCUCAGCAGCAUCCUCAGUGGGAUCCUCAUCAUGGCCUUCCCUGCUACCUCCAUCUUCCACAUGUUCUCCCGCUCCUACCAAGAGCUCAAGAUGGAGCAUGACCGACUAAUGAAAGAGGAAUGUGCCGCUGCCGCUGCCGCUGCCUCAGCAGAGCUGCAAGAGGUGGCAGCAGGAGUGGGAAGUGAAGGAGGAAUGGGGGAUUUAGCUUCACCCAAUCUGGGUGUAGGUUUGGAUAAGGAUUGCACACACUCAUCUCUGGCCCUGUUAGGGAAAGGUGGCAAAGUUGCAGCAAAUAACCAUAACCUGCCAGCAACAGCUUUCUAAAUGAAACAACACAACGUUAGUCAGCCCUUAAUUGAAAAUAAACCCUGAAUGUUUGUGUGGAAUACAGUAUAAAUACUUCAGACCUGACUGAAUGUCCCCUCCAAAAGGUCUCGCAACUCAUUUCACUGCAAAAACAUCUGCAUUUGGCGCUGGCUAACAGGACAUUAAAUAAACUGCAUUUCUUUGCUGUGAGUUUCUGCUGACAGAGUAAAGCUGUGUGCCUGAAUGAUAGGUGCUCACCUCUAGAUGACAACUGAACUGAAAGACUUCUAAAAGCCCUUUAAUUACGAAGGUCUACCUUGUCUGACCACUAACUGAGAAGAAGACCUCCGCAGCAAUAUUAGUAAAUGGCUGCUUCCAUAAACAUGCAAUAUUCAAUCCAAAGUUGCUUUUCCUCCCACUGUGAAAGUAAUUACAACCCCAGACACGACUUUCACUUACCUGCAGUAUGACAUCAUGUAUCAUGCUGUACGUUUAUGCCAUGAAUUUUAACAAGUGCUCCUCUAUUAUUUUUGAAGAUUAAAGCCAUGUUCUGAGAAGAAAUACUAAAGAAAUGAUUGUUUUCAAUCCAACAAGACGUCUCUCUCUCUCUCUCUCUCUCUCUCUCUCUCUCUCUCUCUCUCUCUCUCUCUCUCUCUCU